Molecule: messenger RNA, 1830 nt
Organism: Pararge aegeria (speckled wood butterfly)
Lineage: Eukaryota; Metazoa; Arthropoda; Insecta; Lepidoptera; Nymphalidae
Product: protein ENL-like
Exons: 4
Coding region: 394-1221 (275 amino acids)
Biological process (GO): regulation of DNA-templated transcription
Cellular component (GO): super elongation complex
Source: RefSeq, a predicted model, not a curated record
GGGACGGAGGGAAAGAGGCCCGACGUCAUCGGCGGCCGGCCCGCGUCAGCCGACCUCUCAGUUACCGAGUGAUAAACGCGCUUAACCGACGCCUUGUCCGACAUGCUGCGCGCUUGACUUGCCGCCGAAAACCUUAAGCUGCCUAAUGCAUCUUAGCCUGCCAUCAACAAAUUACAAAUGUCAGCCGUCACCGCACAAGGAACGGCGCUUUUAUCACAUCUUAGAAAAUGACUGAAGGUCCCCCGUACCAACAUGAGAAGCCGGUGAGUCUCAACACAAUACGAGUAUAACGUCACGCGACCGACUCGCGUGCCUCGAGUGACGACCGUGGCUGUAAAAUCGCCGAGAAUGUGCUUGUUUGGAAACUCCGACGACGGCCCCGUUCUUUAGUGGAUGUGUAUUCGCAUAUGGCUGGAGGUGGGACACGCGUGCGAGCCGCGGCAGUCGGCGUCAGGACGAGCUCUGUCUCUGGACUGGCGCGUGUGGGUGCGCGGCGCACGCGGCGACAUCAGCGCCUUCGUCCACAAGGUCGUCUUCGACCUGCAUCCGCCCAGCGCUUUCGUCUAUCCUAAGAGAGUGCUCCAAGAGCCGCCGUAUGAAAUCAAAGAGUCGGGCUGCGCUUCAAUAGAUAUUCCAAUCCACGUGUACCUGAAAUUCUCCAGCAAGCCAAAGAAAAUCUGUCUCAGAUACAGUCUAUAUAUCGAGAAUAACAACAAGGCCAGCUCGGAGUCGCGGUGCGUAUACUACGACUUCGAAAACCCUUCAGAAACGCUGUUCGGCGCCCUAAUGAAGGGCGGCGGCGAGGUCAUCGCCCGGACCGGCAGCUUCAACAACUCGGGGAAACUCGUCGUCCUAUUCUCCGACGACGAUCGGCCCGACAACUUGAAAACGACGAAGUUGAAAAGAUUCAAAUACGUGAAGCCGAUCCGUUGUAAGCACGGCGCCAAGAGACUCACUAUACCGUGCACGCUGAGCGAGGUCUGUCCGAAAUGUGGAGAAUCUAUAAACGCCGAUUUUAGAAAGCAAUUACGCGCGGUGGCCAUGACCGAGGAUGAGAUAAACCGCGUGUCGCAGUUAUACCUAUCGUACAGCAGUUACGAGAAAUCAGCCGACGGGUUGAGACUGCCGCCACUCUCCGAUCCCAUAUACAGGGUGCCCGAAUUGCCACCGUCGCUGCGUGGCGCUCUCGCCAGCAUCGAGGCAGACUACGCCAUGCAAUGACGGCGAGCUCAGCUGAGCCUGCGCUUUCCAAGUUCCAUACAAACCUUGAUAUUACCUACGCUGUGCCAUUACACUCUUAUGCUCGUUUAUAACGUAAGCUGUUCUCUGUAUCGCACCAAUUUUAGUAAUGUCCUAGUGAAUUAACAUUUUAUUUUAUUAGAGAAUUAUUCAUAUACAAUACAACUUAUAUAGAUAAUAUUUACUCAGAGACGUUAUUAAGAAUCUUGUUAUUGUAUAUCAAUGUUUAUAUCGUAAUUUAUUUUUUAUGUAGGUAAGUCUUUUGACUUGGAGUAAAUGUGCUGUGAACAAGAUCUCAAGAGUCAAUUAUAUAGCUGUUAUUAUUAGUUGUAGAAACGAACUAGAUUCCUAAAAAUGGGAUUUUAGUUUUAAUAUAAUUAAAAUUUUCAAGGGUUCGGAAACCGGGGAACUACGAUACCACACUAUUGACACAGUAAUAAGUUUCGCCAAAACUCGAUUUAGUGACAUAACAAGCCAGCUUUUGCUGGCUUCGUAUGAACUAUUCUUUAAUACUUCAAAUGUUGCUGAUCCAGUAAGGUAGAUCCAAUUUUGAGACAAAGGUGACCCGCCGAAUCCAACACGGAUGGGCAG